UUCCGCUCUCCCAAAAGGGAUAACGAUAUCAAUAAAGUGGAUGAUAAAUUCAUUGAUGCUAAUGCUGUCGAUGUUGUGAAUGGUAUAAAUCUCGAAUUUCCUAUUAUAGCGAAUAUUCCUUCAACUGGUUGA
Ambispora gerdemannii is the source of this 132-nucleotide messenger RNA. Lineage: Eukaryota; Fungi; Glomeromycota; Glomeromycetes; Archaeosporales; Ambisporaceae. The record is from the annotation of a GenBank genome assembly.